This is a messenger RNA of Emericellopsis atlantica, 1586 nucleotides long. RefSeq names its product ABA4 protein. NCBI's taxonomy places the organism in Eukaryota, Fungi, Ascomycota, Sordariomycetes, Hypocreales, Bionectriaceae. Gene Ontology annotation, molecular function: oxidoreductase activity. The transcript has 2 exons. The coding region runs from base 397 to 1194 and encodes 265 amino acids. The record is from RefSeq and is a predicted model, not a curated record.
GCUUAAUAUUUUGCCAGUAUUAACAUUAUACAAGCACCUACCAAACGAAAUCCGAGAAAGUACAUGCAGUGGUCGAGUGAUCUCACGAUGCUUGCCAUGAUCUACCAUUUCCCCCAACUACAAAGCCGUACACACCUGCACGGUCUCACUAAACCAAGACUAAGACUAAGGGAAGUACGAGCCCAAUAGAUCCGGACCAUUACCCCGGGUCACUACUGUCGAGAUGAUUCCUGAUCAGAACAAGCUCCCCCUUAGAAUAGUACCGAGUCGCCCAAGCCGAGCCCUCUCAGACCAAGCGGGGAACACGGAAAUGCACUACCGACCUCCUUGGGGAUGGAUAUAAGCAAUCCAGUCUCCGAAGUCCAGCAGGCGCAACACGUAUAAUCAUUGACCGCAAUGUCAUUCUCCGAUCAAUUCAAGGGAAAAGUCAUCGCCAUCACCGGCGCAGCCCAGGGGAUCGGCUACACGACCGCCCUUGUCCUGGCGUCCCGCGGUGCAUCGCUCUCUCUCGCUGAUAUCCAGUCGUCAACGCUUGACAAGGCCAGAGAUACUAUUUUAUCCCAGUGCACGUCAAUCAAAGUUUUCUCCCAAGUCGUCGAUGUUCGCUCAGCGGAGCAGGUCGAGUCAUGGAUCAAAGCCACCGUCUCGCACUUUGGACGUCUGGAUGGUGCCGCCAAUAUCGCCGGCAUUGUCCCCAGGUCAAUAGGCAGUGAUGCCGGUCUGGUAGAGAACAUAUCACCGGAUGAGUGGGAUUCGUGCCUCGGCGUCAACCUCACAGGGGUGAUGCACUGCAUGAAGUAUCAGCUGCGCGUCAUGGCGGAGGACAGCGCCAUUGUCAACGCAAGUUCCAUCGCAGGCCUGGUUGGGCGAGAAAAGGACAGUAUCUAUACAGCCACCAAGCACGGUGUCAUUGGAUUGACGAGAUCGGCUGCCAAGGAAGUUGGCGGGCGAGGCGUACGAGUGAACGCGAUUUGCCCGGGACGAAUCGAGACAGCAAUGUCUAAAUUGGCACAGGAGGCAUUUUCUAAGGCUGGCGCAGCAGACGAAUAUACCAGAGAGACGCUAUCCGAUGUCGCAAUGAGACGCAAGGGUCAACCCGAGGAGGUUGCGAAACUGAUUGCCUUCCUUUUGAGCGAAGAGUCUUCUUAUAUCACUGGUAACGCAAUCAGCAUUGACGGAGGAUGGAACUGCUAGCCAGUUUACAAGUACAGCGUUUACGACCCUUCAUGGCCUCCACAUGGUCCAUCGGCUGUCUUCUUGAGGCAACGAGUGCUAUAUCUGUGUCACAUUUAUAAACGAAGAACAUCGAUAUGUCGUGGCCACUUUGACCACCACAGCCAUUGUGUGAUUCGUUUGCAAAGCUCCCAAUCAAUGAGCUGGGUUUACAGCGGUAUAUGAUGUAUCGUAUCCAACGCUGUCACUGUUGAGUGCGCAAAUACUCGCUCAAGUGCGAACCUGAGUCUCCUGGCGACUCGCAACACUCAAAUAAGCAUAGCCCAGAUGCUAAUUCUAGAUCUGUGUCCAAUUAUUAUUUCGGCGCUUGCUCCUUGGCAUGACCCUUGGCAUGACACUCACUGCGAGUGGCG